AUGGCAUGCCUGAUAGAAUUCUGCACUAGCAUUCUCCCACUCUACUGUGGCCCGCACGUAAAAAUUCGGAUCGACUUCAGCGAUCACGAGUAUACAGUCUCUAAAGGUCUUCUCUGCGCCGAGUCGUCGUACUUCUCCGCAAUACUUGAGAAGCAGGAUCCCGGAUCUCAGCAGCAGACAGCGACUCUGAGCAAAGUGGAAGGCAUUGUCUCCAGACAAAGCGUCGAAGCCUUGAUCCAAUGGUUGUACCUUCGCAUGGUGAUAUUUGAUGUAGAAGACCCCGGAGAUCAGAUAUCAGCCGCCAUAGAGCUGGUGAGACUCGCCGACUUGUGCAGCGUGAGCGGACUGGAGCCUCAAAUGGCUCGUUUUAUCAAGAAGAUUCUUGUUGCCCAUCCAAACCCUCAAUCCGAAGGGUUUUGGAGACACGUGGACACCAACACUUACUGCCUCACCCCACAGCACAUUGCAGCGGCAUCACAUCUACCCCAGGGGCACCUGGUCCGUCGCAUUUUGGCAGCGGCUUCCGUUGAAGGAUAUCUUCGGGAUCAAAACCACAAAUUUGCCGAGGAGACCCAAGAAUAUCCUUCCUUUGGAGCCGACCUCCUCUGGGAGGUAGGCAUGGCCUUGAAUGAGAUCAAGCCCACCAGAAAGGUCGCAUUUAAGGACCCCAUCAGUGGACAUAGAGCGGAGAUCAAGACGGGUCGGGAGAUUUAA
Penicillium nucicola is the source of this 714-nucleotide messenger RNA. Its product is annotated as BTB/POZ domain-containing protein. Gene Ontology annotation, molecular function: protein binding. Bases 1 to 714 code for a protein of 237 amino acids. The transcript has a single exon. Lineage: Eukaryota; Fungi; Ascomycota; Eurotiomycetes; Eurotiales; Aspergillaceae. The record is from RefSeq and is a predicted model, not a curated record.